This is a messenger RNA of Daldinia caldariorum, 483 nucleotides long. RefSeq lists its product as uncharacterized. Lineage: Eukaryota; Fungi; Ascomycota; Sordariomycetes; Xylariales; Hypoxylaceae. The transcript has a single exon. The record is from RefSeq and is a predicted model, not a curated record. Bases 1 to 483 code for a protein of 160 amino acids.
AUGCGUUUCUCUAUCGCUCUCAUCGCGGCCUUUGCUGCUUUCGUUCAGGCCGGCGUCUUCACCAAGCAGACCUACAAUGACAUCUCGAUCUCGGGAGGUGUUGCCGGUAACGCAGAGGAAGAGGCCCUCUCCGUCUUCAGCGCGCUGGACAUGAACAACCUCGCCGCCGCCGACAAGGCCGACCUCGACUUCCUCAACUCGGUCAACCAGAUCUGCAACAAAGCUGAGACGGAGGCAUUCAACCCUGCCAUCGAAGCUGCCUCCGGCGACGCUGCCAAGGCUCUCCAGCGCGGCAAGAUAAAGAACAAGGUCCUCAAGCUCGAGGCCACCAUCAUCCGCCUAAAGAUCCAGCAGGCCCAAGGAAAGAAUGUCUCAGCCCAAAUGGCCAAGGAGUUGAAGAAGCUCAACAACAACAUCAAGCAAGACGAGGACGAGGCCGGCCAGCCGUCGACCGCCCUGUCCUUCGAUGCCAGCACCAAAUAA